AUGAAACAAGGAAGUGUGAAUGUCUUGAAGCGCCCACUAUCACUUCAUGAAAGGAGCAGAGAUGAAUCGAUAUGGAAACUCUGUGGAAACCUCUUGUGCAAUGAUGUUGAAAGGGUUCUGUUGCCAGAACUCAAGCUAUCAGAAGAGAAACUUCCACAAGUAUUGAAAUUCUUCAGUGAGCAAAAGCAAGGUAGCUUGGCCUUUGCCACGUUGGAAGCGAUCAGGAAAAAUUGCACAAUCCAGCUGAAAGCGUCGCAUUACACGCUUGGGAUUACCUCAUGUGCUAGAUCAAACAAAUCACAGCUAGCGCUGAGGUUGCUAGAGGUCAUGCCUCAGGCCAAAGUUCAACCAAAUAUUUACAGCUACAGUACUGCCAUCAGUGCUUGCGAGAAGAGUAGGCAGUGGCAGCAAGCGAUGACCCUGUUUGAGGAAAUGCCCAAUGCCACAGUCCAGCCCAAUGAUAUUAGCUAUAACGCGGCCAUCAGUGCCUGUGAGAAGGGCGGGCAAUGGCACCGAGCCUUCAACUUGCUUCAGGGGAUGUCAGAGGCAAAAGUGCAGCAGACUGUCAUAAGCUACAACGCAACCAUCAGUUCUUGUGAGAAAGCUGGACAAUGGCAGCAAGCAUUGAAGUUGUUUGAGGCCAUGCCCAGGGCAAACGUUCAGCCAGAUGUGAUCAGCUACAGUGCGGCCAUCAGUGCCUGUGAGAAGGCUGGCCAAUGGAAGCAAGCAAUGAAGCUUUUUGAGGCCAUGUCCCUAACAGAAGUGCAGCCAGAUGUAAUCAGCUACAAUGCGUCCAUCAGUGCCUGCGAGGAUGGUGCCCAAUGGCAGCAAGCAUUAGACCUGUUUGAGGCAAUGCCCAAGGCAAAAUUGCAGCGAGAUGUCAUUAGCUACGAUGCUGCCAUGAGUGCCUGUGAGGAGGGCGGGCAGUGGCAACUUUGCAUGUGGUUGCUGGAAGCCAUGUUGGAAGCGACCAUACAGCCAAGUCAUAUUUGCUACAGUGCGGCCAUCAGCACCUGCGAGAAGGCAAUGGCAGCAAGUAUAAAGCCUGUUGAGGCAGGCUAA
Durusdinium trenchii is the source of this 1062-nucleotide messenger RNA. The record is from the annotation of a GenBank genome assembly. NCBI's taxonomy places the organism in Eukaryota, Dinophyceae, Suessiales, Symbiodiniaceae.